Molecule: messenger RNA, 3090 nt
Organism: Hemiscyllium ocellatum (epaulette shark)
Lineage: Eukaryota; Metazoa; Chordata; Chondrichthyes; Orectolobiformes; Hemiscylliidae
Gene: shrprbck1r
Product: sharpin and rbck1 related
Exons: 14
Coding region: 190-2388 (732 amino acids)
Biological process (GO): protein linear polyubiquitination; proteasome-mediated ubiquitin-dependent protein catabolic process; positive regulation of canonical NF-kappaB signal transduction
Cellular component (GO): LUBAC complex
Molecular function (GO): ubiquitin binding; ubiquitin-protein transferase activity
Source: RefSeq, a predicted model, not a curated record
CCUCUAAGCAGACAGAGUUCUGUCUGUGUUUUGGUGGGACAUUGUAAACGCUCCUGAGGGGUUUGGGGAAGGGGGAAUGAAAGUGAAUGGGCCGGGAGGUCAGGCCGGACGGUGAAUAAGGAGACUCCGAUCGCAUUGGGGGGGUGUCACAGUCAAAGCCGUCCUGGCAGUGUGUUUCUCCAGCGGGCGAUGGCGGCCAGUGAGGCCCGGGGUCCGGCUCCGGCUCCGGCUCCAGCUCCAGCUCAGGUCACGGUGCUGAUGUCGUGUCGGGUGUCGGAAGGAGCGUGCGGAGGCCGCGGGUCCGCUCCCGGGCCUCGGGCGAUGGCGGACGAUCAGCCCUCGGCCCUGCGCCUGCAGCUGAGCAUGGAGCGGCCCGGGGAAUUCCGGCUGGGAGUCCGCUCCGGGGACAGCCGCCUCGGGAAGAGCCUGAGCCUUUAUGAAUUUAAUUUGAAAGAUAUCAUCUAUGAAUUCAAAAGUACAACCUGCCAUGGAAUUAGUACAAAGAGCCAACCAAGUGAGCAGCUAACCUAUCACUUUGAAGAUGAGAAGGAGGCUCAGAAAUGGUCAACCAUCAUCACCAGCUCUUUGAGGGAAGUUGAGAAAGCAAGUUCUUCGACUGGUGCACAGAACCACAGUGAGUCAACAGGAAUCCCAGUACUGUCAGCUCAACCAGUGACAGAGGGAGCUCCCAGAGCAGGGGCAGAGCUGCUUGGAGCUGGCCACAACAUCCCAAGGUCAGGAAUGGACAUCUGCAGAACAGAGGAUCUGAUUCAGCAACUUGCCAAGGCGAUAGAGGCAGGUGAUUCCGUCUUGUCAUCUGACUGUGCUGUGAGUCUAGCUCAGCAGAAAGUGUCUCUUGGGAUCUGGAUGAAGGAUGUUUAUCCCAAUCAACAGAUUAGUAUGAGAGUUGAAGUGGAGGAUGCCACCUCUUCUGCCACCGUUUUUGUGAAGGUCUUCCCCUAUGCAACAGUUUCCACAUUAAAGCAACAGGUAUUCCGAGAGUUUGGGUUCCACCCUACGGUUCAGCGCUGGAUCAUUGGCCAGUGCUUGGCGACUGAUCACAGAACUCUGAGCUCAUACGGUGUGAGGAAGGAUGGGGACACAACCUUCCUGUACCUGCUGUCAGCGAAGCUAGCCAACUUACCGCGGCGUCAGUAUGAGGAGGAGCAGGCUCUCGCUGUCAUGGCCCAUGAUGAGGUGUCCAUCAAUAUGCAGAGGAGGGAGAGCCUUCUGGAGGAAGAGAAGAGGAAGUACAGUACAUUACCGAGCAAGCUGCCUGUGAAUCAAGGUGGAGUUCCCCCUAAGAGCAGGGAUGGAAGGAUGGACCUCAAUAAUAUUACUCAAUGUGUCAAUCUGGAGCUGAAAUCACUUCAGUCUCUCUCAUUACAUGAUGCACGGAGCAGACCCUCACAGCAAUCUUCCCCUGCAUCAUCACAGGCAGGCUGGGCGUGUGUAAAGUGUACCUACAUUAAUAAACCCACUCGACCAGGAUGUGAAAUGUGCAGCAGCCCUCGACCACCAGACUACUGUGUGCCCCAGAAUUAUAAACCUGAUGAUGAAGAGCUCUAUCGCAUCUUGCAGGAAAAGGAGGCAAUGCAGAGACAUCAACAGGAGUUGGAGGAAAGGCGCCUGCGGAAUUAUCAGAACCUCCUGCAGCUUGACGGCCAGCACCUUGUCCUCAACCCUGAGCCCUUUGAAUGCCGGAUCUGCCUGUCGGAUGUGAAGCCAGGGGAAGGCGUUGUGUUGAGAGACUGUCUGCACUCCUUCUGCAGAGACUGUCUGAAACAGCUGAUCCGGAGCAGCACUGACCCACAGAUACCCUGUCCAUUUCGAGAUGACAACUACGCAUGUGACAGCAAAUUGCAGGAACGGGAGAUCCGAGCACUGGUUUCCAAUGAAGACUAUGAUAAGUUCCUUGACCGCAGUAUGAGUGUUGCAGAGAGCAGCAGUGAAAACAGUUACCACUGCAAAACAGCAGACUGCAAGGGCUGGUGUAUAUACGAAGAUGCAGUCAAUGAAUUCUGCUGCCCAAUCUGCUUAAAGCUCAACUGUUUGCUCUGCAAGGCAAUCCAUGAAGGCAUGAACUGUAUGCAAUACCAGGAUGACCUGCGUAACCGAGCAAUGAAUGAUUCUGCAGCUCGUCGCACCACCGAGAUGCUGAAGACGAUGGUUCAGAGGGGAGACGCUAUGCAUUGCCCCAAGUGUCAGAUCAUUGUGCAGCUGAAGGACGGAUGUGAUUGGUUACGGUGUCCGAUCUGUCACACGGAGAUCUGCUGGGUCACCAAGGGAUACCGCUGGGGUCCUGGGGGACCUGGAGAUACCAGUGGAGGAUGUCGCUGUCUUGUCAAUGGCCAGCGGUGCCACCCACUCUGUCAGAAUUGUCACUGACUCCUCGCAGUCACCUCGGGGGUUGGUGCAGGUGGGGAGGGGGUGAGAACCCGUUGGUCCUGUACAGUCUGUGUCACAACUAACCAGCCAUGGAGAGAAAGCAGCCAGGAUGAUGAAAUGGACUGGGAAUGGACAACGCGACCUCCACAGCAUGACCUCUCCCUGUCUGACCCACAAGGGUGACCUCUCACUGCGACCUCUCCCUGUCUGACCCACAAGGGUGACCUCUCACUGCGACCUCUCCCUGUCUGACCCACAGGGGUGACCUCUCACUGCGACCUCUCCCUGUCUGACUCACAGGGUGACCUCUCACUGCGGGGUCUCCCUGUCUGACCCACAGGGGUGACCUCUCACUGUGACCUCUCCCUGUCUGACCCACAGGGGUGAUCUCUCACUGCGACCUCUCCCUGUCUGACCCACAGGGGUGAUCUCUCACUGCGACCUCUCCCUGUCUGACCCACAGGGGUGACCUUUCACUGUGAUCUCUCCCUGUCUGACCCACAGCCUGACCACUCCCUGUCUGAUCCACGGUGCAACCUCUCACCGCGACCUCUCCCUGUCUGAUCCCCAGCCUGACCUCUUAUUGCGACCUCUCGCUGUCUGACCCACAGCGCGACCUCUCGCUGUCUGACCCACAGCGCGACCUCUCGCUGUCUGACCCACAGCGCGACCUCUCGCUGUCUGACCCACAGCGCGACCUCU